UUGUACCCAAUCACAAAUGAAUUUUUCGAGUUGGUCAAGAAAACGUAUUUUCUGUUGUUUUUGGUUUUUGUGGAUGUUCUUGGGAUUUUUAGUAGUACGGCAAUACGCAUAUCACUUAUCGGUACCAUAUCAACAAUAUGUUUUAUUCCAAUUUUUCUUUGCCUUCAUACCGCAACUCAAGUCAUUCAAUUACUCAUUUCCCUUGUGGCGAUUCGAAAAUUCCUCAUGCACUUUUUCCCAAGCCUCAUUCCUAAAAUUCUAAAUGCUCAGAAAAUUUUAAUCAACAAAAUUUGGAUUCUAUAUCUUCUUCUUUUUAUCAAUGAUAUAGUUGGAUAUGCAUAUCACAUCAUUUCUUCAAGAAAUAUCUACAUUUCGGUGAGUAUUUUGAGAGUGAGUAUUUUAUCUAUUUUUCAGUAUUUGCUCAUCUCCAUGAAUGGCGUAUUAUUGAUUUCUUCACUCCUGUAUUUCCCUGUAUUAAUAAGUUUAUGGUGUAAGAAGAAAGAAGUGGAGGCUAGAAAAAAGAAUAAACCUCAAACUCUGAUUAUCUGGCAGACAGUUAUAAUUCUAGUUUUCAAAGUUACAAGCAUCACAAUGAUAAUCUUGUUUUUGAAUGAUAGCACCGCGUUUUUUACCGUUGCUGCUAUAAUAAUUAUCGACAUUAUCAGUACUCCAUUGAUCGUUCAAAUUUCCUAUUUUAUCAAUAAUCGGAAAAGUGUGAAAUUCAUGAUUUGGAAUUUCAGUUUGGCGAAUUUCAUUAAAGUUGUAUUGAAUUGGGAAACAAGGUCAGCGGUGGAGCCGGAGAGAACUAAUUUAGAAAUG
Molecule: messenger RNA, 819 nt
Organism: Caenorhabditis briggsae
Lineage: Eukaryota; Metazoa; Nematoda; Chromadorea; Rhabditida; Rhabditidae
Gene: Cbr-srz-24
Product: Protein CBR-SRZ-24
Source: RefSeq, a predicted model, not a curated record